GUCUCCAAGAUGGAGCUCUGAAGAGAAAUCACGUUAGAUUCCAAAGAUUGACUCUAUUUAUUUAUUUACUCUUAGAAAUAAAAACUUUCGGCUUGACAUUUACACCAAACGAAAGAAGUUUCCUUUACAAUUAAAACGCACAUAUCUGAUGGCCUACUUCAGAUUUGGAUCAUAACAAUUUUCCUUCAAAGUGGCAGAAGUGACGUAGAUUUGUAAUGAAGUAGUAAGCUCUUGGAAUAUUUGACAGAAGUCGGAAAUGAAUUGCAAUGGGACACCACCUACUAGUGAUAAAGUCCAAACAAGCGCCUCCAUGGACAACAAAUCAAUUAUUACAUGUGCUGGAGAUGAGGAAUUAUUUGCCACAUUGGAGAACAAUUUGGUCAAAGCUGUAUCAGCUGAUGCGGUUGAAUGGCGCAGAUCUUAUAGCCAGUUACCAAUUAAAAAAGUUAAACUCAGUCCCUCAUUUAUCACCUUUUCUAGAGAUGUUCUACCUACUGAGAAAAAUUGGCAUCUCGUGAAACAGCCAAUAUUUCACAUAUAUUGGACUGAAUGUUCCGAUAUUGAUCUUUAUAAAUCUUCCGUCAAAGACGAUAUAGACAAAUGGUUAAAAACCUUAGCACAUUUUCAAAUCCAAGACUGGAUGAUAGUACUCGUAGAAACGUAUGAUAUCAAGAAAAGUAAUAAAUUGCUCCCAAGGACCACAGUUUUAGACAAAAUUCGAAAUGACUUUGGAUCGAAGCAUGGAGACAGGUGUCUCUCUGUCAUAAAUCCAAUCAAGUCUGAAUCUCGCUCUGCUGAAUCAUGGCGAGGUCUUGUCUCUCGAGUGCGGCAUUUAACACUAACUGCUUACGACAAAACACUUUUAAGAUUCCGAGAAAUCAUAAAAGAACAUCGGGAAAAACGAAAUCAGCAAGGCUGGAACUUUUGCCAUUACUUUCUUCUACAGGAAGAACUUGCAUUUGUAUUAGAAGUGUUAGGUUUAUAUGACGAGACUUUGGUCCAAUAUGAUGAACUGGACGCUCUUUUUACACAGUUUGUUCUCAACUCAAACGUAGGAGAUACGGCGGCUUGGCUAAGCUCGUUUCAAACUCCUUUAAACAACUGGUCAGGUGUGAAUUUUAAGAAUACCGUGGAUCAUCAACUGAGACGAUUAUUGGCUGAAUGUAAAGCUACUUUGCUAGACCUUCGGAGCUAUUUAUUUAGCAGACAAGCGGCGAUGUUGAUUUUGCUCAACAUGCCCUGGGAGAUUGCCCAAAGAUGUUUGUCUUUUAUACACAACACACUUGGCGAGCUGCAAAUAUUGGAAGUUCAGAGACCGGAAGGAUCCGUCGAAUGUUGGGCUUUCCUUUGUGCUUUGGAGGUUCUUCAUGCUUGUCAGUUGUCAAUGUCGAAUAUUGACAACAGUCAACAAUUAGAUAGGUGUUCCGUCCACACGGCGAGUUUAUGGGCUGUAGCUAAGGACAAGUUGGAAGAAUUGGGCAAAUUAUGUGGCCUCAUGCCUGGCAAUGAACCAACUAGCGAACAAUUGCACACAGUGGUUUACUUAAUUGCUGGAAUCGGAGAUUCAGAGCCACAGCCAACCGGAAAACCGACACCCAUCGACAAAUUGAAGGAGGCUCUUUCGUCAAAAGAAGCAUUUAAAAGACAGUACCUCGAGCAUGCAGAAUUGGCUAUGGGAACUUACAAACACAUCGGACGCAUAAGGUCAGCUCGAUUAAUCGGAAAAGACUUGGCCCACUUUUACAGUGAGCUUGGGGAAAAUCAGAAAUCCGUAGCCUUUCUCUCUGACGCUUUGCAAACUUACUCGGAAGAGGGCUGGACGCAUUUGGCGGCUCGGACACAAUUAGAGCUCGCUGAGUGUUACAAGAGAAUGGAUGAUGUUGAAAGGUAUACCAAAAUAUGCGCUGCCAUCGCCAGCACCGAGAGUUUACAUGUCACUGUCCGCAAUACGUACUUCGAGGAGUUGCUGGGAUAUAUGAAGAUGCUGUCUGCCCCCGAACCACUGCUCACCAACUUUGCGGACUGUUUUAAAAUACUCAGUAUGGAAGUUAACGUAACCGACAAAGUGGUCCAGGACUGCGAAGUUAGUAUAGAAAUCAAUGUACAAAGUUUACUACCGAGGGAAGUGAAAUGUAGCCUUGCUUCUGUCUCGGUGGAAGAGUUGAAGAAACCCCAGGUGCCUGCGAACAGAAGGAAAGGAAGUAAACUGCCAAUAGAGCCACCAAUAGAACUAUUAUUAAAAUGUACUAUGGACAGUGCGAAACCAGGUGACGAUAGUUUAUCGAUUUCCAUGUGUUCCUACUUUGGCGUGCAGGAAGACCAAAGCCUGUGGCUUGCGAAAGCCGAUCCGAAAAUUGUAAAAAUACCUGUAAGACGAUCGAAUAGCACGAAGCACAGAAAACCUUCUGUGAACACGAAAGGUGACUUCACGCAAGCUCUCGUCAGCGAUGAAUUCAUCCUGACACCUGGCAUCAACACCUUUACGGUAAAAAGACGAGUUGACCAACCAGGCUUUUACAAAAUUGGACAAUUGUCGCUUGUCGUGGAGCACAAGCUCGAUUUUUUUUCUCCUAUAUUGAAUCCUCGAUUGUGUUACGAAGUCGCGAAAACGCAGCCAUCCGUUUGUCUCAAUUGCUCGAGGGAUUUGCUAGCGGGUCUUGUUCAAGAUAUCGAGUUGGUUAUUUCGAGUGGCAGUGUCAGGAUAACUGAGAAUGACAAAUUGAAACUCAGAACUUCUAGAGGUUUUACGUUACGGGUGAAGGAUAAUGGAAGCACUGGACUUAAAGAGUAUGAUAUUUUUUUGCCUGCCUGUGAUCCUUUUCAAGUGACGAAGAUUCCUUUGAAAGUUUUCGCAGAUCUUCCACCGAAAAAAGAUGCUUCAUCGAUGGAACACAAAUUGAGUAUCCAGUGUCCCUGGGAGGCUGAAGAGAAUAUACCGCUUACAUUCGCACCGCCUCUGAUGUCAGUGAUGAAGCUUCACACUGCAAAGGAACGAAAAUACCUUCAAAUACAAGUGACAGGUUUGAGUAGUCAGCUUCUCCAACUCACGGAUCCUCAGUUGACGAGUAAUUCGUCGGUGGAUGUUCAUUUUAAAAGUCUGAAUCCCGUUGCUGGUCAAAAAUUAGUUAUAGGAAACGAGAUGAACGUCUCCUUUAUGUGGGAGCUUGAAAUUGGAAAGGAUGAAAAAUCUGGAGUGCCUAUCAAAACGGAUUUCCGAGUCAAAUAUAUUGCAACGAACCGUACAGAAGAAAAUGACGAUACUUGUGGCGAUGAUCCGUUGCAUAUACACGAUUUGCAAAAGCUUGAGGAGGAGAGCAACGUCUACAGGUGCAACUUUGAUGUGAUUGACUAUGUGACGUUGUUUACAGUGUCGUCUAAAAUUGAAGCCAGCGGAGGCGGAGGAGAUUUCUGCCGCGCAGGCAGCAUGUGCCAUCUUUAUCUCACAGUAACACGCAUGUUAUCCAGUUCCAAUCCAACUCCUUCACCUCAACUUAUGUACGAAGUUUUGGCUGAUCAAGCUAUGUGGGCUGUGUGUGGAAGAACUGCAGGCAUUGUGUCGCUGGAGACUCUCGAGAAACAGAGCGUGACUUUAGAUGUGAUGCCUUUAACAAGUGGUUACUUGCCCCUUCCAGUUGUUAGAUUGUCGCGAUAUAUUCCGGCGGCGGAGUCCAAAAAUGAAAAUGCUCGUAAAAGUGAAAUAGCAUCCGGACCGAGACUUGAACCUUUUAGUCCAGGACAGGUUUACAAUGCAAGUAAGGCUCAGCAGGUUCAUGUGUUGCCAGCAGCACCAUCAGAAGCCACUUGAUCAGCUGAGGAAUUCGCAAAAGAAGAAACUAAUUUGCCUUUGAGAAGAUAGGAGUACUCUGCCAUUAAAUAUCUAGUACUGUUGUGACAAUACAAACGUUGGGGAGGAGAAAGUGAGUGAUUUUGUGGAUGGCUUGAAAAGCUUCGAUUACAGUUGUACAUCACAUUCAUUGAUUCAGUUCCUUGCCGGAAAGAGAGUUUUAAUAUAAAUGUCUGCGAUUGAGGUCGGAGAACUCUCAAAUAAUUGUCAUCCAUUUAGGUAGUUUAUUUAUCAGGGAUAAUCGAUUCCAUUAACAUUUUUUAUAAAGUUCAGGUGUAUCAUAGAGUAAGCCUAUUUAUUUGUCCAGAUCGAACUGUGUACUUAUAUAAAUAACGAUCAUUCUGUAUACAAUUAUAUACUCAUUAUUCGCACUUGUUACAUUUAUACAAGUUGCACGUUGUAAAUUAUGUGACAUGGAUAAAUGGAAAGUUGUUAAAGCGUUUCAUAAAUAUGAUGGUUUUGAGUUUUUUUUAGUUUUAAUAGCUGGAAAUGACGAGGAUACUUUUAUUCUGUUGCCGCGUUCGAUAUUCAUAUUAAGGGCAUGCUCUUCGGUGACCACGUGACCAAACUAGUCCCCGG
Molecule: messenger RNA, 4423 nt
Organism: Belonocnema kinseyi
Lineage: Eukaryota; Metazoa; Arthropoda; Insecta; Hymenoptera; Cynipidae
Gene: SIDL
Product: trafficking protein particle complex subunit 10
Exons: 12
Coding region: 257-3805 (1182 amino acids)
Biological process (GO): early endosome to Golgi transport; intra-Golgi vesicle-mediated transport
Cellular component (GO): TRAPPII protein complex
Molecular function (GO): protein binding
Source: RefSeq, a predicted model, not a curated record